Messenger RNA from Eurytemora carolleeae, 2720 nucleotides. RefSeq names its product DNA-binding protein Ewg (gene ewg). Gene Ontology annotation, molecular function: RNA polymerase II cis-regulatory region sequence-specific DNA binding; DNA-binding transcription factor activity, RNA polymerase II-specific. The record is from RefSeq and is a predicted model, not a curated record. Lineage: Eukaryota; Metazoa; Arthropoda; Copepoda; Calanoida; Temoridae. Gene Ontology annotation, cellular component: nucleus. Gene Ontology annotation, biological process: regulation of transcription by RNA polymerase II. The transcript is spliced from 16 exons. The coding region runs from base 41 to 1480 and encodes 479 amino acids.
AAUUCAUUUCUAAAAGAGAUAAAUUGGCUGUUCUAUAAUCAUGAAUGUGGUUAACUCUGGACAGGCAUCAGGGAGUAUAACAAUAACAACGAUGGGUUCGGGAAUAACAGGUUCAACUAUGGUUGGACGAGUUCUACCUGCAACCCAUAUUAUUGACGAGGACGAUGUAAGUUUAGAUGAUGAUGAGGAUAUGGACGACUGCGGAGACAGUUACGGCGAAGACGACGAAAUGCUCGGGGUUAGCGAUGUAACCUGUCAGCUGGCUGCCGCAGGUUGGCAAAAUGGACCGGUUGGUGUGGCUGCAGCGGCCGCUAUUGCCAGUGCAAAGCGUAAGCGACGCAAUCAUUCGUUCGAGACAAAUCCUUCCAUACGCAAGCGUCAAACUACCAGACUGACUAGGAAACUAAAGGCUGUUAUUGAUGAGUUCUCAGUACGAGUUGGCCAGCAAGCUAUUGUACUUGUUACAACCCCAGGGAAAAAUACUAAUAAUUUCAAGGUGUUUGGUGCUAAACCAUUGGAGGAUGUUGUCCGGAGUUUAAAGAACGUUAUUAUGUCAGAACUUGAGACUGCCCUCUCACAGCAGGCUCCCAACCCACCACCUGAUGAUCCUACCUUACAUGAACUUCCUCCAAUAGUCAUCGAAGGUAUUCCUACUCCUGUAGAGAAGAUGACCCAGGCACAGUUGAGAGCAUUUAUUCCUUUAAUGCUGAAGUUCAGCACUGGACGCGGCAAACCAGGCUGGGGAAAGGAGAGCACUAAACCCCCCUGGUGGCCAAAACAUGUACCAUGGGCAAAUGUUCGUAUGGAUGCUAGAAACGACGAUGAAAAAACUAAGAGUAUAUCCUGGACGCAUGCACUGAGAGAUAUUGUGAUAAACUGCUAUAAAUACCAUGGUAGAGAUGACCUGCUUCCUAAGUUUACCGAGGAGGAUGAUACUAAGAGAUCGCCGCAAAUAAAAAAGGUUGGACCAUGGUCAGGAGUGGUCCAGACGAUAGCUAACGCUGAUGGAACAGUUUCUAUUGUACAUGUUGAUCCUAACAAUCCGGUCAUUACACUUCCAGACGGAACUCAGGCACAGAUUCAGCUCCAUGAGAGCGGUGUUCAUACCCUGGCUGAGGUGGCGACCUCUGACGGAAACCACGAGCUACACGCCGAGCAGAGCCAUAUACUUUUCACAGGGGAGGACGGAAACGCAUAUCCUGUACAAGUAUCCGGACAUCAGCUGGUAACUGUACCUGUAUCUGCCUCUAUGUACCAAACUGUAGUUGCUAAUUUACAUGCCGGAGACGGUCAUGUACAGGUGCUAGGGAGCCCUAUACAGAUUGCAGGGGUCAGUGGACCCGUCAUUAUGAAACAAGAACCUUUAGAACAUAAAACUAUCACUGUCUCCACAGGGUCAUUGUCUAAUAGUCAGGUGUCUGUGCUACAGAUGAGACGAGUGGAGGAUGAACGAGGUGACACUCCUGAUACAACCUCAUAACAGUUAACCAGCAUAGGUGGUCAUACCAUGUCAAUGACAUAAUGCCAUCUCCUUCGUGUUUAGGGACAAUGCCAGGAACGUCAAACUGCGUUUUGAAGAUUAACUAGAAACUAUGAUCGCUGCUAUGAUUUUACAUAACUGGGUCAAAUUAGGUCACAACAUUAUAUAUCUCUUGCUUAAGGCUAAAUUACGUGAAAAGGCCAUGAUGUAUACCAAAUUUUUCGGAAGUUCAUACUUUUCAUCAAAUUACGAACAAAACAUCUUAUUCGGAAUGAUAAAUUAAAUCACUUUAAAAAUUAGGAGCUCAUGGACCAUCGUAGAAUAAUACAGAUUGCAUAGCGAUAUAAAAGGUUUAGGUAGGUUUUUAAAGAAAUCACAAUUUUUUAAGUUACCGAUUUCAUAUUUGAAAAGCAUUAUUACAUUAAAAAUCUACACAUCAUAUUUCAUCAAAGGAACUUUACUUCAUUAUGUUCUAAAAUGAAGGUCCUGGGUCCAGUUCCCCCCCCCCCCCCAUACAUUACGGCCCUGCUUUAUAAUGUUAUUUUUGCUGUUAUUUUUAAAUAGACUGACAUUUUGUAAAUAGAUCGUAUGAGUCUUAGCCUAGCAAAGUUUUAAGAAAUAUAAGGUCAUCGUUAGGGAAUGAUUUAUAAUUUUAAAGUUAGGUGGUAAAAUUUCGUAAAGCAGCAUUUAAAGAAGAAAAUAAUCCAAUUUACAUAAAUCUCAACGCUAGAAACCAAAAACUAUCUACACAUAGUAUAUUAUAUUGUAAAUUUGUACAAUAUACACAUUGUACAUAUGUAAAAUAUGUACAAAAAUCUGGUUUGCAUUCUGAGAGUGCUCACUGUAGUGUUUUAUUUUUAUUCCACCACAAACCGUAUAUAAUUGUACAUCUAAUUUAAUCUAAUUGUACAUCUAAUUUUUUUUUUUAAAUUACCCCACUCAGUUUUUUGUGGCCCAAAGGGUUAUAAUAAUCUUUAGUCCCAUCUGUAAUUCGUUGAAAAAUCAACCUCACAUCAAUUUCCCUCAACUGAUUGAUUAAUUAACGUUUAUUUCUAUAUGCAUCUACUGCAGUGUAUGUUUACUACACAUGUCAGUGAUGUCAGAGUUCCUUGAGAAAAAAAAUAAUCUAAAACUGAAUGUAUGUUUCUUAAGUUAUAUUUGUGUUGCAUUUAAAACAUUUGUAAGCUGUUGAUUGUUAAUUUUCUUGAAUUCUGGAAAAUAUAUAAUAUUAUUUAUUUGA